AUGUCUUCACUAUUAUUCUACAAUGUGUGUGUGUGUGUGAUUCCGUUGCUGCAGAAGGGGGAGAGACAACAGACACGUUCUUCCCAGCGGUUGUGUCUGGGCAGGAAGUCGCUCAGCUCGGCGCCAGCGGCGGGGGAUUCUACGGUGGUGACACGUCUCUUCGAGGGACAACUCAGCUACCAGAUGCUGUGUCUGCGCUGUGACGGACACUCCCACAGCAACCAAGUCUUCACCAUCCUGUCUCUGCCUAUACCACUGGACUCAUACAAGUGUUCCCUACAGGACUGCCUGUCGCUGUUCUUCCAGCAGAGUACGUUGACGUGUGGAGAUCAGAAGUUGUGUCCAGAGUGUGGAGUGAAGAGAGACACAGCUGUCCUCACCAGCAUGGCCAAACCACCUGAGAUACUGGUGCUGCACCUCAAACGUUUUGGUUGCCACGGGAGUGAGAAGAGGAAGUUGAGGACCAAUGUGUUGUUCUCAUUGGACAGUUUAGACCUAACCCCCUUCCUGUCCAGACCCUCAGCCAAUCACACCAGCUACUCUCUCUACGCAGUGGUGAACCACGCAGGAGACCUGGACAUGGGUCACUACACGGCCCUGUGCCACAGUACCCUGUCCAGCAGCUGGCACCACUUCGACGACACGGCCGUGAGCGAGGUAGUGGACUUCUUGGUGCAGUCUCCUAACGCCUACAUCCUGCUGUACAGCCGUCAACCCUUCCACAGGCCCAACAUACCCCAGAUCUGA
Molecule: messenger RNA, 747 nt
Organism: Oncorhynchus nerka (sockeye salmon)
Lineage: Eukaryota; Metazoa; Chordata; Actinopteri; Salmoniformes; Salmonidae
Product: ubiquitin carboxyl-terminal hydrolase 50-like
Exons: 4
Coding region: 1-747 (248 amino acids)
Biological process (GO): endosome organization; Ras protein signal transduction; protein K48-linked deubiquitination
Cellular component (GO): extrinsic component of plasma membrane; cytosol; dendritic spine
Molecular function (GO): cysteine-type deubiquitinase activity
Source: RefSeq, a predicted model, not a curated record